Messenger RNA from Racocetra persica, 209 nucleotides. NCBI's taxonomy places the organism in Eukaryota, Fungi, Glomeromycota, Glomeromycetes, Diversisporales, Gigasporaceae. The record is from the annotation of a GenBank genome assembly.
UGGUGAAAAGGCCGGAAUAGCAAGUUCACGAAAAAUAAAGCGAAAGAUCAUUGGAAAAAAGGGGGAUGGCUACGUACGAGAGUUUGGAUCUAAGCCAACAGAAUGGGCCGCGACAGAAGGUGGUGCUCAGUGGAAAAGAAAAAAAGACACCAAAAUUAUAAAAGAAAGUGGAUUGAAUUUACCAAAAACUUUGAAAGACAUUUUUAUCA